AUGCAUUUCACGUUUACCCAGGUGAUCAAGAAGGCGAGCGAUUUCAAGAGCCAAGAGGUCGACUUCGUGAAUGAAUUGGAGGCCACAGGCUACGAGCGUUGGAUGCCUGCCAUGUUCUGGGUUGCAUUCCUCCAGUACGCUUUGGUGGCGAAAGAAGCGCGCAAAGACUAUGCCCAGCUUCCCUUGGACUUCCUGAAAGAGCUCAGAGAAGCAGCCGGUUCUGCCGGAAAGUUGGAGGAACUUGCUUGGUUUGAUGGCUGUUUGAAUCUGGGUGUUCUGGAGCUUGCGCGCAAGGCGGUUGCAGAGGAGCUCUCUGAGAAGGAGCUGGGCAAGGCUGGCUGGGGCUCAGUGCCCCGUGAUGAGGUCGAGGACCGCAUCGCCACGCUGGAGGCCAACAUCAAGAACCUCAAGCCCAACCUUGGCGCAAUCGAGGACUUUCGACGUGCUGAUGGUGAGCAUCGUGCACGUCUUGGUGACUACGAGCAAGUGCACAAUGCUCGAGAGGACGCGCGCCGCACGCUAGAACGCCUCCGGCAGCAGCGAAUGAAAGAGUUCAUGGAAGGAUUCUCGGUGAUCUCCAUGAAGCUGAAGGAGAUGUACCAGAUGAUCACCCUCGGCGGCGAUGCCGAGCUUGAGCUCGUCGACACCUUGGACCCCUUCAAUGAGGGCAUCCACUUCAGCGUCCGGCCUCCGAAGAAGAGUUGGAAGCAGAUCACCAACCUGUCCGGUGGCGAGAAGACCCUGGCCUCCUUGUCUUUGGUCUUCGCUUUGCAUCACUACAGACCGACUCCGCUGUACUUCAUGGACGAGAUCGAUGCAGCACUUGACUUCAGAAAUGUGUCGAUCAUCGCGAACUACAUCAAGGAGCGCACCAAGAACGCUCAGUUCAUCGUGAUCUCCCUGCGCAAUCACAUGUUCGAACUGGCGGAUCUGUUGGUAGGCAUCUACAAGACACUCGACGUCUCCAAAUCCAUAGCUAUCAAUCCUUCCGGCUUUGAUGUCUCGCGUGGCACGGAGAGCACUCAGGAGCCAGCGGCUGGCGGAAAGCGGCCGCUGCCGCUUCAGGGCCCUCCAGGAAAUGCCAAGCGCCGGGCGAAGUGA
Messenger RNA from Symbiodinium sp. CCMP2592, 1101 nucleotides. The record is from the annotation of a GenBank genome assembly. Lineage: Eukaryota; Dinophyceae; Suessiales; Symbiodiniaceae.